Entelurus aequoreus (snake pipefish) is the source of this 9839-nucleotide messenger RNA. RefSeq names its product collagen, type VI, alpha 4a (gene col6a4a). The record is from RefSeq and is a predicted model, not a curated record. Gene Ontology annotation, molecular function: serine-type endopeptidase inhibitor activity. The transcript has 42 exons. NCBI's taxonomy places the organism in Eukaryota, Metazoa, Chordata, Actinopteri, Syngnathiformes, Syngnathidae. Bases 453 to 8579 code for a protein of 2708 amino acids.
ACUUCCAAGCCACAACGCUCGUUAAAUGCUUUUUCUGUCAAUGCUGUGUUCGCUGUGAGCUGGUUUGUUUUCAACGAAUUUCCGGUUGCUAGGGGAUUGGUAGGCGGAAGUGACGUAGGUCCGCCCUCACCCAUAUGGGUAAAGUACCACGGAAAAGCUGCACAAUGAGAAAAACACAAUACAACUAAACGAGACACACGGACCGCUACCCAACAAGCUGCCAAUAUCUUACGCACAAACAACUAAUAACUGACCAAGUAAAUAACUAACCAAGUAAAUAACUGACCAAGUAAACAACUAACCAGAAGGUAGGAGGGUGGUGGUCUUGGGGGCCGUCUCCAGGAGGAGGCAGGCUAACCUCCCUACAAGGCCCUGUGAAACGAGCCUUUGGCGUGGGGACGACGCGGGUGUAUGGUGGACGACCGAGCAGCAACUUGAGAAACGCAAGCAGAAUGGAGGGGGCGCGCAGUCUACUCCUGGGCCUCAUGGCAGCGCUCUGUUUCCAUGGCAACGCAGCACAGAGGACAGUGUGCACUCAAGAAGCCGUAGCCGACAUCGUCUUCAUGGUGGACGGGUCGUGGAGCAUCGGCACCAAGAACUUCGAGCAGAUGCGCCGUUUUUUGUCCACGCUGGUCAACGGCUUCGACGUGGGCCUCGACCGUGUCCGCAUGGCUCUGGUCCAGUACAGCACCACGCCACGAAGUGAGUUCCUGCUCAACACCUACGAGAACAAGGCCGACAUCCUGCAGUACAUCAGCACGCUGCCUUACAUGGGAGGCGGCACCAACACGGGUCAAGGCCUGGACUUCAUGCUGAGUACGCAUUUCGUAAAAGAGGCCGGGAGCAGGGCUGCCCAGAAUGUGCCGCAGAUCGCCGUAGUCAUCACCGACGGCAAGUCGCAAGAUGACGUGGAGUCCCACGCCCUACAACUGAAAAAGAAAGGCAUCAUCUUGUACGCCAUCGGGAUUAAAGACGCAGAUGAAGACCAACUGAGGGAGAUCGCCAACGAGCCGCACUCCCAGCAUGUCUACAGCGUGUCCGACUUUACGGCUCUGCAGGGAAUUUCUCAGAGCAUCGUCCAGACGCUGUGCACGACCGUGGAGGAGGCCAAACGACAACUUCUGCAGUUGUCGGAAGAAUGUGUCAGAGCCACCGUGGCCGACAUUGUCUUCCUGGUGGACGGUUCUUCGAGCAUUGGCCCUGAAAACUUUCAGGAGAUUCGAGGUUUUCUCCGAAGCGUGGUCUCUGGUCUUGACAUCGGCCCAGACAAGGUCCAGGUGGGUUUGGCACAGUACAGCGAUGAAACUUACCAGGAGUUCCUGUUAAAAGAUUACAUGGACAAGAAAUCCCUGCUGGCCGAAUUGGACAAGUUCCCGUAUCGAAUGGGGGGCACGGAGACCGGCAAGGCCAUCGACUUCCUCCGGACGCAGUACUUCACAGAAAGCGCCGGUAGCCGAGCCAACCAGCGGGUGCCUCAGAUUGCCGUGGUUAUCACGGACGGAGACUCCACUGACGACGUGGAGGUAUCUGCUAAGCGCCUGAGGCAGCACGGAGUCAUCGUCUUUGGUAUCGGAGUCGGAGAAGCCAACCGCGCAGAGCUGGAGUCCAUCGCCAACCAACCUUCUGACAACUUCCGCUUCUUCAUCGAUAGCUUCCAGGCCCUUCAGAGGCUGACUGAGGGUCUGCUGCAAACCAUGUGCAUCUCCAUGGACAACCAGAGACAAGCCUUGUCAGAAAGGUUUGCAGACAUUUUCUUCCUAGUUGACAGCGGUGUGAGCCAAGCUGAGUUCCAGCAGGUCAGAAGCGUUCUGGUGCGACUGGUCAACCAACUUAACUUCGGAAUCUCAGCUCAUCGCCUCGGCUUGGCUCAGUAUGGCCAAGAUACCAAAGUGGAAUUCCUCCUCAAUGCUUACCAAACGAAAGAUGACACCAGCAUCGCCGUCAAGCGCUUCCGCCAGCGCAGAUUGCAGCCCAACGAGCCCCGCAAUCUGGGCGGCGCCUUGGAGUACGCCAGCUCGCACUUCUUCACCAGCGAGGCGGGAAGCCGGGCAGACCAAGGCUUCCAACAGUUCCUGGUUGUUUUGAGCGGGAAAGACUCGGACGACGCCAUCUACAAGCAGUCUCGCUUGAUCAAGUCGGAAGGCGUGACCGUGGUGGCGCUCAGCAUUGGAGCGUCCAUGCAGCAAAUGCGCGUCGUAGCCACAAGUCCCUACGCGUACCAGUCCAUCGCCAACGCCGUUCCCGAUCUGAAGACAAUUUUUGAAAGCGAGCAACAGGAGAUCACUCCUACCGGAGAAUGCAAAGGAGCCAAAGUGGCAGACGUCGUGUUUAUAAUCGAUGAAUCAGGAAGCAUCGGAACCACAAACUUCCAGCUGGUACGCACCUUCCUGCACUCGGUCGUGAGCGGCCUGGACGUGGGUCCGUCCAAAGUGCGAGUGGGCAUCGUGAUGUUCAGCGACAAAGCGUUCGCGCCUGUCUACCUCGACACCUUCAGGGACAAGAACGAGACGCUGAGUUUCCUCAACAUCCUGCCCUACAACGGUGGUGGUACAAACACCGGCGCCGCCCUCAAUUUCACGCGGGAGCAUGUGUUCACCCAGAAAAGAGGGAGCAGGAAAGACAAGGGCGUCCAGCAGGUGGCGGUGGUGAUCACUGACGGUAAAUCCCAAGAUGAUGUGAGCAACGCCGCUGCUAACCUCCGCCGGGCCGGUGUCACCAUCUACACGGUCGGAGUCAAAAACGCAAACCAUGCCCAGCUGGUGAAGAUGGCGUCGCACCCCCCGAACAAGCACAUGUUUACCGUGAACAGCUUCGCCAAACUCAAGUCGCUGAAGCAAAAGCUGCAGAAGGUUGUCUGCCAUAACAUUCUGCGCCAAGCCGUCAGCGUUAAUAUGAGAAGAAGCAGCAUCAAAGAAGGCUGCUUGCAAACAGACGAAGCAGACAUCUUCUUCUUGAUCGACCACUCCGGAAGCAUUUAUCCCACUGACUUUUACGACAUGAAGAAGUUCAUCAUCGAGUUCCUAAAUACUUUUCGUAUUGGGCCGCAGCAUGUCCGCAUGGGCGUCGCCAAGUACGCCGACAGACCAAAUCUGGAAUUUGAUCUGACGGCCUACACGGACGCCAAAAGCCUGGAGAAGGCCGUAGAGGCAAUCUUGCAGGUGGGAGGUGGGACUGAAACAGGAAGAGCGCUAGAAUUCAUGGCCCCACAGUUUGAUCGGGCGAUGGCCACUCGUGGUCAGAAAGUGCCGGAAUAUCUGGUGGUCAUCACUGAUGGGAAAUCUUCGGACAAGGUCAAGGUGCCUGCAGAGAAGCUACGAGCGCAGGGCAUCACCAUUUACGCCAUCGGAGUGAAGAACGCUGACAUGGAUGAGCUGCGCGAGAUAUCCGGCGAACCUAAGAGGACGUUCUUUGUCAACAAUUUCGAUGCUCUGAACCCCAUCAAAGACGACAUCAUCACCGACAUCUGCUCCACAAACGUUUGCAAAGACAUACCUGGAGACCUCCUGUUCUUGAUUGACAGUUCUGGGAGCAUCUAUCCACGAGACUACGAGAAAAUGAAAGACUUCAUGAAAUCUGUCAUCGGUAAGUCCAAUAUCGGACAGAAUGACGUUCACGUUGGCGUCAUGCAGUUCAGCACCGUCCGGCAACUGGAGUUCCCCCUCAACCGCCACUACACCAAGGACGAAAUGUUGAGAGCCAUCGAUGGCAUGCGGCAGAUCGGAGGAGGUACAGACACAGGCCAAGCUAUCGCAGCGUUGUCGCAGUACUUUGACGCUCCCCAAGGGGGGCGUCCCAGCGUGAGGCAGAGGAUGGUGGUGGUGACAGAUGGCGAGGCUCAAGAUGAUGUCAAAGUUCCUGCCGCCGCUUUGAGGCGCAAAGGUGUGGUGGUCUACGCCAUUGGGGUGGUGGAUGCCAACACGACCCAGCUUCUGGAGAUCAGUGGAUCGUCAGACCGGGUCUACGCUGAGAGAGACUUUGAUGCUCUGAAGGACUUGGAGAGCCAGGUGGCUAUGGAGAUCUGCGAGCCAGAGAGAGAAUGCAAGAAGACAGAGAAGGCUGACAUUAUCUUCCUGGUGGACAGCUCCAUCAGCAUCACCUUGGACAAGUUCAGAAGCAUGCAGAAGUUCAUGUCAUCAAUGGUGAACCAAACCACAGUUGGCAAAGACCUGACUCGCUUCGGAGUCAUUUUGUUCUCCACGGACCCCGAGUCUGUUUUUACUCUCAACCAGUACGAGUCUAAACGAGAUGUUCUUCAAUCAAUUUCAACUCUGAAGCCCCUGUCUGGAAACACCUACACCGGCAAGGCUUUGAAAUAUGCCUUGACGUUUUUCAACGCCGAGCACGGCGGCCGGGCAGCCCUCGGCGUUCCUCAGAUUCUCAUGGUGAUCACAGAUGGCAACGCUACAAACUCCUACAAUCUGGUUGAGCCGUCCACGGCACUGCGUGAAAAAAAUAUAAGCGUCUUCAGUAUUGGAGUGGAAGGCGCCGUCAGGAAAGAGCUGGAGAUCAUAGCUGGUCAAGACUUAAGCCGAGUGUUCUACGUGGACAAUUUUGCUGCCCUGGAAACUUUGUACAAGAACAUCACACAUGCUCUCUGCAACUCCACAAAGCCAGCCUGCGAGAAACAGAAAGCCGACCUGGUCUUCCUGAUUGACCAGUCCGGCAGCAUCGCCUCGCAGGACUACACCAUCAUGAAGACCUUCACAGUAGAACUCGUAUCCAGCUUUAAAGUCAGCGAGGAUUUGGUGCGUGUUGGCCUGGCCCAGUUCAGUGACAUUUUCCAGCACGAGUUCUACCUGAAUCAGUUCUACACGUACGAGUCAGUCACCAAAGGCAUCAUGGGCAUGAACCAGCGUGGUGGCGGGACCAUGAUUGGACGGGCGCUGGAUGCCAUUAGGGGUCAUUUUGAGGCCUCACAGGGCUGCCGAAAGUCGGCCGGUGUUUCCCAAAAUUUGGUGUUGAUCACUGACGGCGAAUCCCAGGAUGAGGUGCAGGACGCUGCGGACCGUCUCAGGGCUCUAGGCGUUGAGGUGUUCGCCAUUGGCGUCGGUAACUACCACAGACUGGAGCUCUUGCAGAUCACCAACAACACAGAGAGACUUUUCACAGUGGAGAACUUCAAUAGUUUGGAAAACAUCAAACAAAAGGUGGUCAGCACAAUCUGCAAAUCCAAAGAUUCCAAAGAUCGUUCAGACUGCAGCAUCGACAUUGCAAUGGGCUUUGACAUCUCUCAAAGAAAAGGCCUUCCUGGAGAGAUGUUGGUCAGCGGCCAUGCCAAGCUCAGGACCUUCCUGCCAGAGAUUGUGCAUUACUUGUCCACGGUCCCCGGCCUGUGUUGCACUGGCACUGCCCCAAUCAACACCAAAAUGGCUUUCAGAGUGGUGGCACCUGAUGGACGUCUCCUGUACGACUUCAAAUUCAAACCGUACGACUCCAGCGAUGACAUAGUGACAAAGGUUAUGACCUUAAAUUUGAACGUUCCCACGCAGCUCAACACCGCCAUGCUGAGGUCCUUCGGCGAGAAAUUUAAGGCCGAUUCCAAAGGCGGCGUGAAGGUUCUAGUGAUCUUCUCAGAUGGACUUGAUGAAGACGUGCUGAAACUGGAGGACGAGGCAGAGCAGCUGCGAAAGUCUGGUAUCAGCGCACUGCUGAUGGUGGCCCUGGAAGGGGCGCGGGACGCCGCCCAGCUGCAGAUGUUGGAGUUCGGCCGAGGGUUCGGCUACAAGCUUCCUCUCGACAUCGGAAUGCAGAGUGUUGGCAGCACAAUCCUCAAACAGAUUGACACAGUGUCAAAUAGAGAGUGCUGCAACGUCAUGUGCAAGUGUUCGGGACACGAAGGCGUUCGUGGCUCUCGGGGUCUGUCGGGGUCAAAGGGGCCGUCUGGACAAAAAGGUUACCCUGGCUUCCCAGGGGAAGAGGGCGUCCCAGGAGAGCGGGGGCGUCCCGGACCCAGCGGACCUCAGGGCGUCCAGGGCUGCUCUGGACUCAGAGGACCAAAGGGCUCCCGAGGCCUACGAGGAAACCGGGGCGAGGAUGGAGAAGACGCAUUGGACGGCGUCAAUGGCGAGCAGGGUGUGAUGGGACAAGCCGGCGGUCGAGGGGAGCGAGGACACCCAGGAAAUCCGGGUAUUCCAGGUAUCCGGGGGGAAGCAGGGCUGCAAGGACAGCGAGGACUGAGAGGAGAUCCGGGAGAAUCCGGCGCCGACAACACCUUGCCAGGAUCUAAAGGAGACGUUGGCAACGCCGGUUUGCCGGGACAACCCGGGCAGGACGGACGUCCCGGUGAGGUCGGUGUCAACGGGAACCCGGGUCCGGACGGACGACGAGGUGCCAUUGGGGUCAAGGGUACUGCCGGAGCCCGCGGAGAUCCAGGACUCAGAGGAAGUCUAGGUGCUUCGGGUCCACAGGGCCCUAGCGGGGUGAGAGGUCAACCUGGGCCAAGAGGUAUCCCUGGACUUCCUGGACCACAGGGGGGGCCAGGCUCACCUGGAACAGCAGGCUCCACGGGACGCCGCGGUGGUGUCGGUCAGAAGGGCCAACCGGGAGAUCCGGGACCACAGGGUGUUGCAGGAACGCAGGGCCUGCGAGGGAUGCCGGGUCAGGAUGGGAGGGACGGAUAUGGACCCGCAGGACCCAAUGGCAUCAAGGGAGAUUCAGGAUUCCCAGGCUAUCCCGGUUUAGUGGGCGAAAGCGGCUUUCAGGGAACCAAAGGCUACCCGGGCCGCAAAGGAAAUCAAGGUCGAGGGGGGAACUCAGGCCGUCCUGGAUCCGCGGGCGCGUCUGGAGACCCGGGCUACGCGGGGCACCGGGGCCUCCGAGGUCUGCCUGGAGGCAAAGGCAUGACGGAGUGUCAGCUGAUCACCUACAUCCGAGAAAACUGUGCGUGCUCCAUUGACAGGAGCGCUUGUCCAGCCUUCCCCACCGAGCUGGUCUUCGGUCUGGACAUGUCUGAGGACGUGACCCCGGCGGCCUUCGAGAGGCAGCGUGCGGCACUGGUGUCGUUGCUGGAGGACAUGGCCAUCGCCGAGAGCAACUGCCCGACGGGCGCCCGCGUGGCUGUGGUGGCCUACAGCGCCUACACCAAGUACCUGAUCCGUUUCCACGACUACCGGCGCAAGUCGCAGCUGCUGGACGCCGUGAGGAACAUCGCUCUGGAGCGCACGUCCAACCGGCGGCAGCUGGGCGGCGCCAUGCGCUUCGUGGCCCACAACGUCCUCAAACGCGUGCGCUCCGGGGCGAUGAUGAGGAAGGUGGCCGUCUUCUUCUCCAACGGGCCGUCGCAGGAUGCCAGCGACAUCGUGACCGCCGUGAUGGAGUACCGGGCCCUCGACAUCGUGCCGGCCGUCAUCUCCCUGAGGAACGCCCCCGGCAUUAGCCGCGCCAUGGAGCUGGACGACACAGGGAAGUCCAUCUUCGCCGUGCUGGGCAGGGACGCCGCCGCCGACCUCAGGAGGGUGAAGAACUGUGCUGUUUGCUACGACCCCUGCAGGCGGGCCCAGGAGUGCGUCUUUAUCCAGGAGACGCAGCAGCCGCAGGAAGUCGACGCCGACCUGCUCAUGAUCGUGGACAGUUCCCGCGAGAUACAGGCCGACGAGUACGCCGGCGCCCAGCAGCUGCUGGGCUCCGUGGUGGAACAGUUGGCCGUGAGCCCGCAGCCCCGCCAGGCCGGCAACCGAGCCCGUGUGGCUGUCGUCCAGCAGAGCGGAACCCGGGACACCAAGGUGGAGUUCGGACUGCAGGCCUACCAGAGCCAGCAGCUGAUGAAGACACACCUGCUGCGCACCAUGCAACAACAAGGCGGCGCGUCGGCACUCGGGCACGCUCUGGAACUGAGCCUGAGGGAGGUGCUGCUGAAGGGCGGCGCCGCCCGCAGAAAGAAGGUCUUGCUGGCCGUGGUCGGCACCCAGACGGCGUUCGAGGACCGCGACACGCUGCGCUACGUCUCCCACAGGGCCAAGUGUGAGGGCGUGGCGCUGUUUGUCGUCACGGUCGGCGAGCGCUACAACCGCACGCAGGUGGAGGAGCUGGCCAGCACCCCCACCCCGCAGCACCUGCUCCACUUGCCCCGCCUCCAAGCCCUCGAGCAAGACUACGCGCGCCGCUUCUUCAGGGUCUUCAUGUCCGCACUCAACAAAGGCGUGAACACGUACCCGCCACCAUCUUUGAAGCGGACCUGUAAAGAUGGAGGGCAGAUCGGCAUCGGCAGACAACAGAUUGUGGAGGAGUUUGCCGACCAGCCAAAGGAGCAGGAACAGUUCCAGGAGCAGACGGAGCAACUGGAUGCCGUCGCCAUGCCGACCGCCGCAGGCUCCGACGUCAACGUCGCAGCUGGGACGCAGUCGACGGGCCUCAGAGGUAAGACCAGGGCUCACCAAACUUUUUUGCACCAGGGACCAGUUAAAGACGCCUGCUCCCUGGGCCAGGACACGGGCUCUUGCCAGGACUACGCCAUGAUGUGGUUCUACGACGGCACACUGAACCAGUGCCAGCGCUUCUGGUACGGCGGCUGCGGCGGCAACGCCAACCGCUUUAACACGCAGGAAGAGUGCGAGGACCUCUGCGUGAGCGAGACGUCCUGAAGAGGGCGCCGCCGCCAACGUGAACUUUUACACUUGAAAAACCUUUAGUUGAUGUGGCGUGUGUUCGUAGCAAGCGUUUGAGCCUCGCCGCAUGCUCGUCUGACCUCUGAUGUCAUACUUUCCUUGUUCCGCCGUCUUCCUUCUCACUCAUGUCGUAUUAGUGCUAUUAUUAUUAUUGGGUGAAGCAUUCACACAUAUUGUAUUCUCAUUAUCAAUAGUCCGUCCUUUUUGUGCUCCCAGUUUUAAUCCCAUUCAAACCAUUCCACAUUCAAUAAGUUCGCUUUAUUCCUGAUCUUUUUUAUUCUGUCCCAUACUCCUCGUUUUUGGAGAGAUGUUUUCCCAUUCAAAAUGAAGAGACUUUUUUUUUUAAAACUUUUAACAUUUUCCAUAUUUCUCAACAGACAAAGUUUAAAAUGCUCCUUGCUUAUGUUAGUCAAUUAGUAGCAUGCUAACAUUAUAUAUGGUACUUGGCAUGCUAGCUUUUUAGCUAAUGUCAGUUAUACACACCAGUUUUUGGUACUUGACAGAUGCUUACUGUUACAAUGCUAACGUUAGCAUGUUACCUUUAUUUUUUUUAGAUAUUUUUGAAAGAGUCAAACAUUUUGGUACUUGACACAAAGGUUCUUUUUGAUUUGACGCUAACUGUUUACAUUUCAGCAUUCAGACGUUAACGGUUAGCUUUUAAACAUGCUAAAAUUAGCAUGCUAGCUUUUUCUGCCAAUUUUUUUAAAUAGCCACACCUCAGCCAUAUGUCGGUACUUGACACAUGCUUACUGUUAGCGUGUUAGCUUUUCUUAGCUAUUUUUAAAGGUACACCCCCGAGUCGUACAUUUUGGCACUUUGAGACGCGUGCGAACUGUUGCUUUUUAUUACCGGACAUGUCUGCUUCAGGUUUUCAGCAUUCACAUGCAAUUUCUUAGGAAAUUGCAUUUUGUAGUUAUUGAUAUCCCAGCACCACACAUCUUUAAAUAAUUAUGUACUUUCUUAGGAAAUUGCAUUUUGUAGUUAUUGAUAUCCCAGCACCACACAUCUUUAAAUAAUUAUGUACUUUCUUAGGAAAUUGCAUUUUGUAGUUAUUGAUAUCUCAGCACCACACAUCUUUAAACAUUUAUGUACAAAAAAAAAAGUAUUUUCUCAAGAAAUCCAUUUGACUGCCAAACAAUAAAAAGUUGAGUCAAUCUUUUUCUGUGUUAAGUGACGUGAAGGGAAGUGAAUCAUAUUUAUACAGCGCUUUUUCUUUAGCGACUCAAAGCGCUUUAC